Oncorhynchus mykiss (rainbow trout) is the source of this 1369-nucleotide messenger RNA. Its product is annotated as prostaglandin E synthase 3. Gene Ontology annotation, cellular component: nucleus; cytosol. Gene Ontology annotation, biological process: telomerase holoenzyme complex assembly; chaperone-mediated protein complex assembly; telomere maintenance via telomerase. The record is from RefSeq and is a predicted model, not a curated record. Lineage: Eukaryota; Metazoa; Chordata; Actinopteri; Salmoniformes; Salmonidae. Gene Ontology annotation, molecular function: Hsp90 protein binding; protein-folding chaperone binding; prostaglandin-E synthase activity.
CGUGUUGCCACGGUAACGGCGUUCAACCUAGGCUUCAGGUAAAGCGCGCGCAAGAAACUUCCCCCGGCACGAGAGAAUGAUCCAGAAAGGUCUCCAGACGGUGAUAGUGAAACCAGCGAUUUCGAGAGAUACGUCAUUGCGCAGGAGAACGAGGAAACAUUUUGCCCUGUCAUAUUUAGCUACGGAUUGAACUCGAUUAUCCAACAGCACAUUGUGACGAAUACUGCCUUUUUGGAGCGGAAAGAACUAGAUAGCAAGAUAUGCAGCCAGCAACAGCAAAGUGGUUUGACAGAAGGGACUCAGUGUUCAUUGAGUUCCUGGUAGAAGACAGCAAAGAUCUUAAAGUAAAGUUUGAAAAAUCAAAACUUGAUUUUCGUUGUGUUGGAGGGAUUGAAAACCUCAAACACCAAAAUGAAUUGGACCUUUUCGACUCAAUUGACCCCAAUGAGUCCAAGCACAAACGUACAGACAGGUCUGUGUUGUGUUGUCUAAAGAAAGCAAAGGCGGGUAUUGCAUGGCCACGGUUAACGAAGGACAAGGCAAAGUUUCAAUGGCUGGGUGUCGACUUCAACAACUGGAAAGACUGGGAAGAUGAUUCUGAUGAGGAUCUGUCCAGUUUCGACAAAUUCUCAGAGAUGAUGAACACGAUGGGAGGAGAAGACGGUAUGCCAGAUCUGGGCAUGGGUGGUAUAGAAGGUCUAAAAGAGCACGACAGUGAUGAUGAAAAGAUGCCAGACUUGGAGUAAUGGGAGCAUUAAAGGAAGUUUUGUAACCGAUGACAAUAAGGAAGUAAAGUCUCCAAAGGUCGGUUGAAGAGAGAAGUUAGAGAUGAGUUAUUGGUAGCCGUAUUUGAAAGGAGGAAACGUCACCAGUUUUCCAAACAUCACAGGAAACUUGCUGACGAAAGACUGUCUGUCGUAACAUGACACCAGAGCAUUCUUUAGCCACUGUCCUAGUGUGGUGCUGUUCUAAUUCUGCAUGGAAAAUGUGGUUGUUUCCAUGAUGUGUUGUUGUGGGGUUUAGUUAUAUCAUCCUUUAACUUAACCAGGGGCCACGUUGUGGAACAUUCAGAUUGAAAUACGUAAUGUAGAUCACACACGCCUCUGACAUGUAGAGUUAAGGAAUCAUGUCGGUUCUAUUCAUGCUAUUUCUAUCUGCAACGUUUGACAAUGUUUGCCUGCUGAAUGUGGCCCUGCUCUCAUGGGAUAAUAUCUUAGUUACACCCCACCUCUCCCUUUUUUAUUUAAUAAUGUCUGUGAGGUUACGUAUUGAAUUUAGACAUAUUUGUGAAUUGUAAAUUAGGGGGAAAAAGCAGGUUUCUAAACAACCGUCUAUUUUCAAUAAAAUAGUUUCUUUUUUAAAUUAAAAA